UGUCACUUUCACAAAAACAAAACUGUCUUUGAGCUUUAUAACUUUUCUACUUUCUCUAACUGCAGCAGCCGACUGACACUAAUGGGCAACAACACGGGCGUUUAAGUUUUGAUACAUUGUUUAACUUGUUAAAAAGAUCACCAUGUCCCAGGCUGAUACUGACCCCUUUGCUGACAUCAGCUCUCCCCCCACUGAGCCCCUUCACCCCGACCCUGGAUCCUGUCAGGAUGUCCCAGCAGCCUUUGCAUCGCCUCCAGCCUCUCUACAGCUUCCUCUGAUUCCUGAGAGUUUUAAUCUCCCGCGGUCCACCACUGAGGAGACGACCACAGAGGACAUGACCACCGAGGCUAACCCUUCAGAGGGUCCGACCGAACAACCAGGGCCUGCUGCUGAGGGUCAGGUGAUCAUAUGUGACCAACCAGAACCCGCCGCUGAGGGUCAGGUGAUCUUGUGUGACCAACCAGUGAGUCUGGAGCCAGACGCAGAGGCUGUAAAGGAGGAUGUGGAGAGCUCACUGCAGGAGACAGAAAAAGGUUGGGGAGUUUGGAGUUCAUGGGGAAAAUCUCUUAUUAACAGUGCCACCUCUUCAGUGGGUCAGAGCCUGACCUCGGUUAAAACCAAGGCAGGAGAAGCUCUGCGCCUCCACAAGACCUCAGUAGGAGAGGAGGCGCGAGAAGAGGAGGAAGCAGUGGAGGAACAAAAGACCGAUGGAGGAGAAGGUGGAGAUCCUGAGCUGUCCGUCUCUGCUGAGUCUCCUGUUAGUGCUGCAUCUCCUGGCAGGGGCGUCUUCUCUAGCAUCACACACGCUAUGCAGAACACAGGUAAGUCAGUGAUCAGUGGAGGUUUGGAUGCUUUGGAGUUCAUUGGAAAGAAGACCAUGACUGUUCUUGCUGAGAGUGACCCGGGUUUCAAAAAGACUAAGACCCUGAUGCAGAAGACGGUGUCACUGAGUCAGAUGUUAAAGGAAGCCAAAGAGAAAGAACGGGCCCGCCUGGGCAACCAGCCAAUCAGUGUGCCCACAGCUCACUAUGGUAUUCUGUUUGACGACUACCAGGGCUUGUCACAUCUCGAGGCCCUGGAGAUCCUGUCCAAUGAGAGCGAGGCCAAGGUCCAAGCCUUCCUCUCCUCCCUGGUGGAAGAGGAGCAGGACGAGGUAAAGAAGGAGCUGAUCGUCAUUAAGAAUAUCUUCAUCAAGCGAGAGGAAGGUGAGGAAGAACAGGAAGAAGAAGGAGGAGAGAUGAAGGAUAACGGUGUUCUAAGUUCCCAAUUACACUGUUCAACCCCCCUAUCGGCCGACGGAGAGGAGUUUUUGAGCGUCCUCACUGAGCUGCUGUUUGAACUUCAUGUAGCUGCAACGCCAGACAAACUCAACAAGGCUCGAAUGAGGGCCCAGGAUUGGGUGAGCGAGGUGGAACAGCCUGUCUCUACGGAGACGGUUGACAGGGAAACGCCACAGGACCAGCCAGCAGGAGAGGCCUUACCUGGAGAAAACGAAGAGGAGGAGAAGAAAGACGGAGAAGAGCAUGUGGAGAAGAAGAGCGAGGGGGAGGAGGUGGAGGGAGGAGAGGAGGAAAAGAAGGAGAAAGAGAAUGACCCCAGAUGUGUAGAGGCUGUCUACCUGUCAUCAGUCAGCAGUCUUGCAGAAGUGACGGCUCGCAGUAUCGAGCAGCUCCACAAGGUGGCAGAGCUCAUCCUCCACGGCCAGGACCUGGAGAAACCAGCCAGAGACCAGGCCCACAUCCUCACCAGGUUGACAUGUGCCAUGUGUAAGGAGGUGAAGUGUUUGGCCAAGAAGUUCUCUGAUACGCUGCUUCUUGUUGGGGGCCAAAGGAAAGCAGAGGAGUUGAAUCCGCUGGUAAACGAUGUGCUUUUAGAGGGCUCCAACAGUACCAACUACAUUGAGAAUGCAUUGCAGCUGCUGCUGCCCGUUCUGCAGAUCUCCCACAUCCAGAGCCAGCAAUGUUGCUCCAAUUCAGAACCAUCAGCGCAGACACAGCACUAACAGACACACACACACACACAUACUCGCCAAAUGCUCACCUGCUCGCCUUAAUGUAUCUAUUGUUGUACAGAAAGUAUAGAGAAUAGAUUAUUUCAGAUCCCAUGCCAUCGCUAAAGGCCAAAGAUGGUUUACACAUACGUAAUAUCAUUUUGAAGAUAACAGUUUAACAAAAUAGACACUUGUAAAAAUUACCCAUGUUUGACAUUAUUUUGACUCAGCAUAUAUUUUUCUUUGAGGACACUAACUGACUUGUUCAGAGCUUAUUCAAGCAAAGCUACAACUCAAUCUGAAAAAACAUGUUUGUGUCGUCUCCAAAAACUGAACCAAAAAAAACGGACUGUAUGAAGGGACUCUACGUUAAUUUAAGCUUUCUUUGCACUCCUUAUGGUUCUUUGUGAUUUCAAUAUAAAGACCAUUGACUUACACUAGUGACAUGUCUGUUUGGCUGAAAUGUUCUUUGAAUCUGGUUGGAGGCUAAAUGCCAGUAUUAGUGAUUAUACACAACACAUUUAGCUUGUCUCUUUAUUUGUUUUGUGUAUGUUAAAUGAUGAAGUACCACUCUUAUUCGGUUUGAUUUGACACAGAUCUGUGCUUCAUACUUUAAAUGAGAAAAUAUUAAGUUCUCCUGCCUUAUUUUCUAUACCUUAUUGUUAUACUAAAGAUGUAAUGUAAAUGAAUUAAUCUCUAAUUAUGUUUUGUUAUGCUGCUAUAUUUAGUAAUAGUUAUAUAGUACAAAUUGUUUGAGUUUCGAUUUAUUGGGGAUUUUUGUUUAUUAGCUUUCUUGCCUCUUGAGAGUUAGCUGAGAGGUUCGAAACCACUCCUCAUCUGACUCUUGGAAAGAAAGAAACAAAUGUCACUCAAAUGUUUACCCUUAUCUUAAUAACUAAAUUACACAACAUGACUACUGCUUGGUCCAAAUCUGAACAUCUUGAAGAAGACAUUAGCCAAAACAUUUGAAUUAAUCUUGUCCUCCUUGUCCACACUUCUGGCUCCCAGGAGGUAAACAUCUCAAACAGUUUCAAAAUGAUUAUUUUCCCCCUUUUACUUCAAAUGUAAAGUUUUAGCAGCCAUUCCAAGGUGCUCACGGCACAUCUGUUCUUUAAUAUCCAGUGUUAAAUUGGCUCUUAGCUUCAAGCCAUUUCUCCUUUUCUGCUACUUCCCUUUUUAGAGAUGCAUUGCAGGCACGAAAGAAAUGACUGUCGUAAUGUUUUAACUCUUUCAGCUUCAUCCAGAUGAGAUUAGGCUGCGCAACAGCGAUGCUUCUGCCUUAGAAUACAAAAUUAUUUGUAAUGUGAAAUGAAAAGUCAUUUAUUUAAGUUUGGAGAGUUUACUAAUAUAUUGUGAUUCCCUUCUAAUAAUAAUGCCAUUAGACUGUCAAAAAUAAAUGUUUAACUUCAUA
This is a messenger RNA of Gymnodraco acuticeps, 3401 nucleotides long. It is a transcript of the gene fam114a1, whose product is annotated as family with sequence similarity 114 member A1. The record is from RefSeq and is a predicted model, not a curated record. The transcript is spliced from 13 exons. Bases 143 to 2002 code for a protein of 619 amino acids. NCBI's taxonomy places the organism in Eukaryota, Metazoa, Chordata, Actinopteri, Perciformes, Bathydraconidae.